Molecule: messenger RNA, 2431 nt
Organism: Quercus lobata
Lineage: Eukaryota; Viridiplantae; Streptophyta; Magnoliopsida; Fagales; Fagaceae
Exons: 2
Coding region: 988-2001 (337 amino acids)
Source: RefSeq, a predicted model, not a curated record
GCGAACCAAAAAAAAGAAACAAAUUAGAGAACUCCCAAAUAAAGUCAAGUGCCUCUCUCCUGCUUCCUCUCUUGCUAGUUUUUCUCUCUCUCACACACGCACACACACAAAUACUUUGGUUAUUUCUCAAUUUUCACCUACAAAUCAUCAUCUUCUUCGUCACACAUACCCUUUCAUUUCUCUUACCAUCUCUGUUCAUCUUCACACCUAUUCUUCUCCAAUCUUUCCUUCUCCAAUUCGCACCUCUCUCUCUCUCUCUAUCUCUCAAACUUUCUCCCCCCAUUGGAUCAUUCCACAACUCACAAACCAUUACAUUUUCUUUUCUUUUCUUUUCCACACCUUUGGGUUCUCUACCUUUCCUCCACCCGCUUUCUAAUCUCUGAUUCUGUUUCUCUGGAUUACCAGGGCCUGAGAUUGCUGUUCAUAGUUUUGUAAUUUCAUGGAGCUUUUGGUCGACCCCUUCUUGUUUCCUCAGUUUCUUAUUGUUAAAUAAUCCGAACUGGGUUGAUUUCUUUUUUCUUAAUUGUUUUCAUCAUUCACUGAUUGAAACGCUUGGUAGCUAGCUGUUCCUACAAUAUGCUGUCUCAGCAGCAAAACCCACCUGAGGUUUCGCUUUCUCUGCAGCAACAAAUGAAUCCCAACCACGAUUGCAUCCAAACAGAUAUCAAGUCCUUCUCCAUAAGGUGAUUUUGUUUUAAUUAUAUUGGGUCUCUCUUUUGGGAGUUUUCUAAUCUUUCUGAAUAUAUUUCUUUUCAGCAUUUUAUGUACCGGUAUUGCAUGGUGUUUUAUGUUGCACUUGACCACAUGCACUACAUUUUACUUAAAACUCAAUGUUCUCUCUUCUUUGACAUUAUCAAGUUUGUUUUGGUCAUAGGAAUAACAUAUUUGUUUACAAACUGCUUCACGUGAGAUAUUUUGUAUGAAAUAAUCACUUUAUAACCGCAAUUUGUUUACAUGUUCUACUUCAUAUAUUGAUCAACUAAAGGCAUGUGUUUACUCUUUUCAUGGGCAAAUUGUUUUUGCUUUAGAUGCAUGUUCUUUAUAAUUCUGAUAUGGGAACCUUCUCCUUUACUAAUUUUUAAGGUUUCAGUUCCUUAUCUUCUCUUUCGUUACUUCUUGAUGCCACCCCAACAUUAUCAUUUUAUGUUAAAUGAGAUGUAUAAAAUUCUUGGUUCAAGAAUGGACUGCCAUUUUACUGAUAACCAUCUCAAUUACAGAAAGUAUGCUCUUGCUUCUCGUCAAAAAGAUAUCUUUUGUAGUUGGCCAUUUCCAGAGAAAUACUUGAAAAUCUGUUUCAAGCAUGGUAUCAGCAAUGUGUUGCCACCCCUUGAACCCGGUGAUUCAGUUAUUCAGUCACUCAGAAGAGAUGUUAUGUUUAAGUCUUCCAAACAAGAUAACAAAAAGGCUGAUUCCAUUGACAAUAAAGCACCAGAUUUUGCUGAGCAGGAGAAGCUUAUUAAAGAUGAGUGUGAUUCAUACUCUAAUGAAGCUAUAUCAAAAGUUUCCAGCCAGGAAUGCCCUUUAUUUCCUUCUAGCAAUAGUGAUAAGCUCGAAGAAAACAAUUCCAAUAUUGCUUCUGAUUUCAUGGUUCCUAGAUUUAAACCUUCAACUACAAUGCAUAGUUUGCACCACCAUGAUGAUCAGAAUGGUAAAUUACAGAUUUCCUCCAAGAGAAUGAGGCAUAAGCGAAAAAGACAUAAGGGGAAGCACAAGAAGCGGUCAAUGGUGGAUAUUUUAGCAGUAGCGAAGCAUUGUUCUUCGGAGGAACUCUAUAGAAUUAACCAAAUAUUGGGCUGUGCUUCAGAAAAAGCUCCUAAGCAUGGGGGUGAAGGAAAUGGAGGAAUGGCCAAUAUUGAGAAUAAUUGUGAAUCUGAAUUAACAGAUGACUGCUUGGACAAGAAGCUUCAAAAAGAUGAUUUUGCGGCAAAAAAAAUAAAUAUGUUGAGCAAAAAACGAUGGUUAGUAAAGUUCAAGUUCAGCGGAAGCAAAUCCAAUUCAUGAACGGAUUUUUUUUCCACAGUAUAUAUCAAGGCACCAGGUACUCUUAGUUGAUUAUGAAGUUAGCAGAUGACCUAUCAAAUUCCUACCAAUCACCAUCAAGUCCUUGCUAGGCAGUUGGAAUCACAUGGGUUGGGCAGCUCCAAGCCUCAUGAACAAUGUUGAGGAAAAGAGAAAGGCAAGCUCACACAGAAAAGUGCUGCAAAUUUUAUGAACCAAAUGUAUCACUGAGUUUUGUCUGAAAUGGGUGGAGACUAUCAAUGCAUUGUCAAUCAUAGUUUUUUUUAAUCAGAUUUGGAUCAUGAUCCAAUCUGUUGACUGGCCUAGGUGGACAGUUGUUGCCAUUUAUAUUCUAACAUGGGUGCAAAAAUAUGCCAAAUUUUGUAGAAGAACCUGAUCCCUUCAACAAUUAAAUUUCAUUUAUACUUCUUCA